Messenger RNA from Ziziphus jujuba (common jujube), 3231 nucleotides. Its product is annotated as probable inactive receptor kinase At2g26730. The transcript is spliced from 2 exons. The coding region runs from base 1187 to 3061 and encodes 624 amino acids. The record is from RefSeq and is a predicted model, not a curated record. Gene Ontology annotation, molecular function: ATP binding; protein binding; protein kinase activity. NCBI's taxonomy places the organism in Eukaryota, Viridiplantae, Streptophyta, Magnoliopsida, Rosales, Rhamnaceae. Gene Ontology annotation, biological process: protein phosphorylation.
UACAGGCCUACUUUAAGGCCACAAUUCCUACUUAAUUAAAACUUUUUUUUUGUUUUAUUUAUUAGAAAUGUUGAUUUAUUAGAUGUCCACUAAUUUGCUUUUGGUUUGGUAGACUCGUAGAGACUUUCCUUUUCUUUUUUUUUCCUUUUUAAUUUUUGUGCAACAUAAAGUUUGAGUAUAAUAAAAUAUGCAAACUCCAAUUUACUUUAGAUGAUUUUUAUUGUUUUCUUCAGACCCACUUGACAUGAUUUGGAAAUUCGUAAGUGGCUCAAAAAUGUCCUUGUAAUUUCCAAAAGCCUCAUCUAUCAGGCUAGCAAGCUCCUUACUCCUUUAGAGAUCCACAGAGGCUUACGGAUUAGCUUUUAAUAUGUUGGAAGUAUAAUAUACAACUUGUUUUUUAUUUUAAAUUAUUAUUAUUAUUAUUAUUAUUAUUUAUGGCUUUCUGUUUUGGAAGAAAAUUUUGAAACUGGGUUUGGUUUAGGCUCUCUGAUUUCUCAAAAGGCAAAGCAGGUUAUUAUACUUCAAGUCAAUAUGUGAAUGUUCAACUAAAUUCUAAAGAUGCCACUGUGGUCCAAAGAAAAACAAGCAUCCCUUUCUUGCAUAGAAUUGAUGCUGCAGAUUACUCUCCAACCUCUUAUACUAUAAAUCUUAAGAAUCCAAUCAUUCAAGUUCUUUUUUCAUUCAAAAAAAUGAAAAUACUUUAGCUACAACUGUUAAAAUAUUUAUUAGCUUGUUAUGCUAAUGCAUUUUGCAACAUUUAGUGGCAUUCAAACUGUUGAAAGGAUCUAAAAACUUUUUUAAUUCAUUACUUAGCCAUUGGUCUCUUUCAUGUACACUACGAGUAUUACUAUAAAUAAUAUUAGAAGAAACAACCAAAUACUGUUGAAAUACAACCAAAUGCUAAGACUAAUUCAAAGUGCCGGCAUAUAUAUUUUAGUUCCAUACAGUAUGAUUAUAACUAAUUUGUGCAAAGUCUUUACUGACAAUUGCCCAAAGAAUACCACCAAUCAAUCUUCUUUAGCAUCAGACAAUUGGCAUUCAUGAGUGGUUUCAGCAGCAGCAACAACAUCAUCAACAUUCAUUGCUAUUUUCUACUCGUUUUGCAAUACCAAUAUACAAAACUUAGUUCUUCAUAAAAAGAAAAAGCCAUUGUUCCACAGAAUCCUCAGCUUGUUGUUUCAGAAAAAUGGAAAGAGUUCCUAUCUGGGUAUUCCCCAUCCUGAUCAUUCUCAUCUUUCCAAAAGCUAGUUCAGAAGAAGAGGGGGUGAAAAGAGCUCUAAUCCAGUUCAUGGAUAAACUUUCACCAGGAAAUGCAAGAACUAAUAGUUGGGGUUGGAACAUUGAUUCAGACCCCUGCAAAGACAAAUGGAUGGGUGUAAUCUGUGAUAAGAAGUCCAACUAUGUGAGAAAAAUAGCUCUUGAAACGCUGAAUCUGAGUGGAGUUCUUGAUGCCAAGUCUCUUUGCAUGGCAAAGUCCCUUAUGGUGCUCAGUCUGAAAGACAACAACAUCACUGGAUUGAUGCCAGAAGAUAUUGAAAGCUGCAAGUCUCUGACCCAUUUAUAUCUUAGUGGGAACCAAUUCACUGGUGACCUUCCUGAAUCACUUUCUCGGUUAAACAAUCUGAAAAGAUUGGAUAUAUCCAACAACAACUUCUAUGGUGAGCUUCCUGAUCUGCAACUCAUAUCAGGUUUGAUAUCUUUCCUUGCUGAGAACAAUCAGCUAAGAGGACAGAUUCCGAAAUUCGAUUUCCUCAACUUGAUGCUUUUCAAUGUCUCCAACAACAACUUCAGUGGCCCAAUUCCUGAUGUCAAAGGCAGAUUCAGUGCUGAAAGUUUCUUGGGAAAUCCUAACUUGUGUGGCAAACCACUGAACAACUCCUGUUUACCAACUCCAUCACCGCCACCAGCCAUGAAGAAAUCCAGAAGCCCAUCUUCUGGGCAGAUUCUCAUCUACUUGGGUUAUGUAAUUCUUGGCCUAGUUGUUCUACUUUUUAUAGUUUUCAAACUUGUUGUCAAGAAAAAGAAACCCAAACAAAAUUCAGAAGCUGAAAAGAAAAAGAUUUUGGCACUCGAAAAUAGUACUGCAAUGCCUAGCACUAUUAGUUCUUAUGAGUUGAAGAAUGAUGGGCAGAGGUCUGAAUAUUCAUUGACAUCCAUUGAAAGUGGUAAAGCUCCAGCACUUACAGUUCUGACGAGCCCGGUUAGGGGUUUGACAUUUGAGGAGUUGCUCCAAGCUCCAGCUGAGUUGCUUGGAAGAGGAAAACAUGGAAGCCUUUACAAAGUGAUGCUUGGCAAUGGUGCUAUGCUGGCUGUGAAGAGGAUCAAAGACUGGUGGAUUUCAAGGGAAGAUUUCAAAUGGAGAAUGACUAGGAUAGACCAAGUGAAGCAUCUGAAUGUCUUGCAACCCUUUGCAUAUUAUUGUUCAAAACAAGAGAAGCUUUUGGUGUAUGAAUAUCAGCAAAACGGCAGUCUCUUCCAGCUUCUCCAUGGAUCUCAAAGUGGCCAAGUAUUUGACUGGGGAAGCAGACUAACUGUGGCAGCUACCGUUGCACAAGGUAUAUCCUACAUGCACGAGGAGCUCAAUGAAGAUGGUUUAGCUCAUGGUAAUUUAAAAUCCAUGAACAUUUUGUUCAACAAGACUAUGGAUCCUUGCAUAAGUGAAUAUGGUCUAAUGGCAGUAGAAAACCAAGACCAAUCUUUGCUAUCUCCCCUAAACAGCAUUAAAACAGAAGAUUUAGAAGGAGACCAAGCUUUCAAGGUUGAUAUUUAUGGAUUUGGUGUGAUUCUUUUGGAGCUUCUAACUGGGAAGCUGGUUCAGGUAAAUGGGUUUGAUCUGCCUGGAUGGGUCCAAUCAGUGGUUAGAGAGGAAUGGACUUUUGAAGUCUUUGAUAAGGCCCUCAUAUCCGAAGGUGCAAGUGAAGAAAGGAUGGUGAAUUUGUUGCACAUUGCUCUAAAGUGCACAAAUCCUUCUCCAAAUGAAAGGCCCGCCAUGAGUCAAGUUUCACAGAUGAUAAAUGCAAUAAAAGCAGAGGAAGAGAAAUCCAUAUCCUUUGAUCCAUGAAAAAAGCUUGUUACAAUUGAUGAAAAGUUGUAGGUGGAUGGAAAUAUCUAUUUCUGUAGACAAAGUUUAAAUUUGGAAUUUUUUUUUUUUCUAAAUUUUUAUGGAGAGCAAUACAAUUCUUGAGUAUUAAUGGUUAUAUUAUACAUAUAUAUAUAUAAAUACUUAUUUAA